This is a messenger RNA of Lutra lutra (Eurasian river otter), 2646 nucleotides long. RefSeq names its product calcium homeostasis modulator family member 2 (gene CALHM2). The transcript has 3 exons. The coding region runs from base 1149 to 2120 and encodes 323 amino acids. Gene Ontology annotation, molecular function: monoatomic cation channel activity. The record is from RefSeq and is a predicted model, not a curated record. Lineage: Eukaryota; Metazoa; Chordata; Mammalia; Carnivora; Mustelidae.
CCGCCAUCCUAGAACCGCAAGCUCUUGCAGAGCUGACGGGAGACUGGGGGCCUCCCUGAAUCAUAGGUGUCAUCUAGUCUGUCCCAGGACAGGGUUCUCCCCUUUAGCAUUCUUGAUCCAUAACUUUGCAGCCUGGGCUUGCACACGCCCACGGAUGGGGAGCUCAUGACCACUUUCUGGGACAGGCUGGGCAGCUCUGAUGGUAACAAACCUGCCUUGUUGUAAUUUCCACCCACCACCCAGAGCUCUGCCCACACGGCCUCGGAGAAUCACUUGCCAGCCCUCCUGAGAUUUGAAGCAAUACCUGGGAGUCAGCUGAAGUAUGGAUAGAAGAGUCAGCAGUCAGGAGGACAGGCAGGGGCAGGAAGGCUCUGAGGAAGAAGAGCCAGAAUAAGGUGCAGAGGCCCUGGCCCGUGCAUCCUACUAGGGCUCCCCGUCAGUCUGAUGGCAUGGCCCACCCCUCCAACCCUGCUGGGGUCCAGCGGGAAUCCAGCAUGGGGAGUGCUCCUGAAACUGGCAGGGAGGGCAGGCCCAGGCAGGAUGUCCCAGCAGGGCCCCCUGCCUGGCCCCGGAACUGGUCCCACUGGUGUGCAGGCCGCCGGGGCAGCUGGCUCAGAGGGGAAGGCCAGGCCAGGCACAGGCUGGGCCACUGCCGCCGGCCGCUGAACAGGCAGCCCAACUUCCUCUCUUGCACCGCCCUCCCUGCCCGCCCUCCCCUGCCUGGCGCCGGAGGGAGGCUGUUUUUCCACUCACGGCUUGCUGCACGAGUUCCAUCCUGUUUCUUUCCUCUGCUUCCCUGGAGUUUAAAACUUCUUUGAAAACACCAUCGAAAACACCACCGGCCCCAGGCCCUGCUGGUCUCACGCUUCCUGCUCCGGUGCAGAAGAAAGCACGAGGGAGCCCGUGGACGGCACUUGGGGGGCCCGCCCUGCAGGCCCACGCCCCGCUGAGGCUGGAGCCACUGGUUGGCACCACAGCUGGCCCCAGGAAGCACCAGGCUGGCCACUGGAGGGGAUAAAAUGGCAAGACCGUGCCCUGCCUUCAGAUACCCACCAGCCUCCACUCCCUCCUAGUCCCAUCAGGAACCAUCAAUCCUGGUCUCUCCCGCCCCCAGCCUUGCCGACGGUCCCCGCCACUGACGCAUCACCAUGGCAGCCCUGAUUGCAGAGAACUUCCGCUUCCUAUCACUCUUCUUCAAGAGCAAGGACGUAAUGAUUUUUAAUGGGCUGGUGGCACUGGGCACAGUGGGCAGUCAGGAGCUGUUCUCCGUGGUGGCUUUCCACUGCCCUUGCUCACCUGCCCGGAACUACCUGUACGGGCUGACAGCCAUCGGUGUGCCAGCCCUGGCGCUUUUCCUCAUCGGGGUCAUCCUCAACAACCACACCUGGAACCUAGUCGCCGAGUGCCAGUACCGGAGGACCAAGAACUGCUCAGCCGCCCCCAACUUCCUCCUCCUCAGCUCCAUCCUGGGCCGUGCAGCUGUGGCCCCUGUCACCUGGUCUGUCAUCUCCCUGCUUCGAGGUGAGGCCUACGUGUGUGCUCUCAGUGAGUUUGUGGACCCAUCCUCCCUCACAGCCGGAGAGAAAGGCUUCCCACCAGCCCAUGCCGCCGAAAUCCUGGCCAGAUUCCCUUGCGGGGAGGGCCCUGCGAACAUGUCGGGCUUCCGGGAGGAGGUCACCCGCAGGCUCAAGUAUGAGUCCCAGCUCUUCGGGUGGCUGCUCAUCGGCGUGGUGGCCAUCCUGGUGUUCCUGACCAAGUGCCUCAAGCACUACUGCUCGCCGCUCAGCUACCGCCAGGAGGCCUACUGGGCGCAGUACCGCGCCAGCGAGGACCAGCUCUUUCAGCACACGGCGGAGGUGCACUCCCGGGUGCUGGCCGCCAACAACGUGCGCCGCUUCUUCGGCUUCGUGGCGCUCAGCAAGGAGGACGAGGAGCUGGUGGCCAGGUUCCCGGUAGAAGGCACACAGCCUCGGCCGCAGUGGAAUGCCAUCACCGGCGUCUAUCUAUACCGCGAGAACCUGGGCCUCCCACUCUACAGCCGCCUGCACAAGUGGGCCCAGGGUCUGACGGGCAACGGGGCAGCGCCCGAGACCGUGGAGAUGGCCCCGCUCGCCUCCUAGGGGUCUGGCCCCCACCCUCUCUGCAGGGGACGGUACUUGGUCUCAAACUGAACUCCAUGCCUGCUCCCACCAGCAUCAGAAGGGUUUUUUUUUUCCACUUGGGGGGGAAACGGGCCAGGAGCCAGGAGCACAAAGUAGCUUGGGGUGUGGAGAGUGAGCAGACAGUGGGGUCCACUCCAACAGGAAGGCCCCAGCUCUGAAGAAAUCCCCUUUCCCGCCGACAGCAACCACUCAGUCAACAGCUUGAGAGAAAAGACCCUUCUGUAGAACUGGUCCUUCCGUAACUAUGAUGUGGACGACCUUUUACUGACGGGACUCCGAGCCUCGGCAGCCCUGGCCAGCGGAGCCAGGUGACAGGGAAGCUCACCAGCAGAUGCCUCGUGCGGGACACCGUGUGGUUAACGUACACGUGACUGACGUGGUUACCUGGCUCAGGGGCGCUCAGCCCAGAGAUGCCCUCCAACAUCCAUCUCUGGCUUUAUUUUAUAUACUUAAAAAACUUUGAUAAAGUUUUUCUUAGUAUAAA